Molecule: messenger RNA, 6282 nt
Organism: Closterium sp. NIES-65
Lineage: Eukaryota; Viridiplantae; Streptophyta; Zygnematophyceae; Desmidiales; Closteriaceae
Source: the annotation of a GenBank genome assembly
AUGGAGACUGACGCACCGAGUGAUGGUGACGUGCUGCUGGAGUUCCGUGCUGGGAGGAUGACUGUCAGCGGCAGCACUGUGAAACCCGACCCUCGCAAGGGCCUGUUCCGGCUGAUCAGGACGGAGGACCUGCUGCUCCACCUGCAGUGGCUGGAUCGCACCACCCAAGCCGUAGAGGAGGACAUGGUGGUGUUCCCAGAUGAAGCUAAAUUCGAAAAGGUCUCCCAGUCCAGUGGGCGAGUGUUCGUGCUCUCCUUCAAUGAGGACGACCGCAAGCUCUUCUUCUGGAUGCAGGAGCCCAAGGCACACAACGACGAGCAUCACUGCUCCGAAGUUAACCGGAUACUGAACGAAGCUUGGCUACUGGAGGAGGACGACCGGGUGCUGGACGCAGCCAUGAUGGACUCUGAAGCCGAUGCUUUCGCGGAGAAUGAGGAGGGUCAUCUGGGGGAGGCGGAUAUGCAUGACGAUGGGGACAGCCACCAGGUGCUUGCGCCUGCAGCAGCACAGCAGCCCAGACCAGCCGGCAGCGGUGGCGCCGUGCCAGCAGGCCCGCAAGGGUCGUCCGGUUUUGGCGACCUGAGAGGCAGUGCUGCUGCAACUGGUGCUGCUGGCGCUGCUGGCGUUGAUGCUUCUCGUGGUGCUGCCGCUGCUCUUGGUGCUCCUGGUGUUGCUCCUGCUGCUGCUGGUGGUGGUGGGAGAGUAGCAGGGCCGGUGCAGUUGGCGCAGCUGCAGAGCAUUCUGGCUGGUCUGGGUCAAAUACAAGUGCCGCAACACUUGAGAGCAAGGAGCAUGAAGCUAACGGACAUUCUCAAGCCUGAAGUCAUGAUGAGCACCCUCAACGAUGGCACUGUGCAGCAGAGACUGGCUCAGUUCCUCCCGCCUGAGCUGAGGAAACCAGAAGACAUGCGGCAGCUCGUGCUGAGCCCGCAGUUUCAGCAGCAGCUGGACGCAUUUUCCGAGGUGUUGCUUGCAGGAAAGAUCGACCUCUCGCAGUUUGGCAUUGAUGUAAACAAGUCCCUCUCCCUUGGAAACGGUAUUCCCAAGGGGAUUCGACCACGAUGGAAGUUCAUUGGCGGGAACCAGACUCAACUAGGGGACACGUGGCAGCUGAUGGAGACACGGCGGCAUGGGUGGGCUCGCGAGGGGGAGAGCGAGGGCGGGGGUGUGACUGCAGCGAGGGACGGGCGAUACAAGUUCAACCUGAACGAGUACAUGGUGACUAUAGAGAAGCCGCUGGGGAUCUGGUUCUCCCAGACGGAUAGCGGAGCAGUUUAUGUCGAAGCACUGCAGGAGAAGGUACGUAUAGGGAAAGGGAAUAACCACGCUGGGGAUAAUGUUUUGGCAGGAAGUGCAGGGCAAACAAGUGCAAUCGAGGAGGGUAAGGGUCCGUGCACGUUCGUGUUAGAGAGAGCCCUUCACGCCCCCACCACCCAACGCAUUAUUCUCUCGCACCCUCUCCGCUCCGACAAUCCCGGCCGCUCAGCAGCUGCCACGUGGCACCACCCGUCCAGCUGGCCGCGCUACAGUGCCAGCAGUGCCAUGUCAGCACGGACACUGUUCAUGAGGGGGGGAGCUGGGCGGGUGGGACUUGUGUCGUUUUCUGAGUUAAGGCCACAUGGGGAGAAGAGGAGAGAGAGGAGGGAGUGGGGUGGGGGACAGGGAAGGGGGGAGGGUAGGGUGGAGGAAGGGACGAGGGAGGGGAGUGAGGGGAGGACGGGAGAGGAGGGAAAGGGUGGAUCGGGGCAAAGUCAAGAGCAAGAAUAUGGCAUUAGUGAUGGUGGUGGUGGCACUGAUGUUGAGAGCGAGGAGAGGGGUGAAUUAAAGGAGAAGGGAGAAGUGAGAAGAGAGGUGAGGGGUGGUGGACAGAGGGAGAAAGUGGGUGAAACAGUGGGGAUGGUGGUAGCAGCAAGAGGAGAGGGAGAGCUGGGGAAUGAGACAGCUUUAGGUGUGAACGAGUCUGAAGUGAUCCAGCAUGUUAGAGAGGCAGAGGUAAGGGUAGCGAGGGAAGGGGAGGGGUGUCAGGAGGAUGGGGGGAAGGUGGGGGAUGGGGGGCAGGUGGAUAGUGGGGGGGAGGUGGAGGGUGGAGGUGAGGUGGAGGGUGGAGGGGAGGUGGAGGGUGGAGGGGAGGUGGAGGGUGGGGGAAAGUUGGAAGACCGGGGGAAGGUGGAGGGGGUGGGCGUUCCAGAAGGAAGGGGAAAGAUGAAUGAGGCGUUGGAUGAAAAGGAGAAGAAGAGUGUACACGGGGAAGUGAGCAUGGGAGAUGGAGAAGGGGAGAAAAGGGUGGAUGUGGGGAUGGGAGAGGAAGAAGGUUUGAAGGGUGGGGAGGCACAGAAGGCGGGGGGGAGGGGUGUGAGGGCGAUACUAGGAGGCACUUUAUGGGGUAAGAAAAGGAAGACAGGGAGGGCGAAAGGAGAGGGAGGAGAGGGGAAGGAACGGGUGGAGCAAGCACAGGCGGAGCCAGAGUGGGUCCUAUUUCCAUUCUUUGAGGGGAAGCUUGUGUCUGGCUCGGACUCAGGUCCGGAUUCCGGAGCUGACGAGAGGUCUGGUGAGCAGAACACGACAGGUUCGGGUCACGGUUCGGAAAGUCGAGUGGCUGAAGGCCAAGCCUCUGAAAGCCAAGCCUCUGAAACUCAGGGUCUGACCGAAAUUGAGGAAAUGGUUUCGGGGGGAGAGGGUCUGGUAGAAGAGGGGGGGGCUGGCAGGGAAGCGAGCUUAAAGGGUGGGGCUGGGGCAGGUGGAGCUGGGGAAGGUGUGAGCUCAGUUACAGGGGAUGCGGCUCAAGAAGCUAGUCAAGAGAAGAUGGAGCAGAGGGAUAAGGAUCUGCAGAGAAAGGGGGUUACUGAAGGGAGGGGAGGAGAGGAGGAAGAGAGGAGAGGAGAGGAUGAGGAGGAGGAUGGGGCGGAGUGGGCGCAAGCAGCAGAGGCAGCAGCCGCUCUUGCAGCGGCAAUGAGAGGGUCGAAGGGAGAGGAGGGCAGAGAAGGCGACGAGGAGGGUAUGGGAGUGAGGGGCGAUAGGGGCGAAAGGGAGGGAGGCGAGGUGGGGGAGGGUGAGAGGGAAGAGUGGUUUGAGGAGGGGAGGCAGCAGGGGAGGAAGGAUGCGGAUUGGCAGUGGCCAGAGCGCGGUUUCUGGGAUGCUUCCUCUGGGAAGGACGGGGGAGUGGAGGGGGAGGGGAAGUGGUGGGGGCUUGGGGUGGGGCGGGUGGAUGAAUUUGUGGAGGCGUAUACAAGAGGCGUGGGUGAUUCGAGAUUCGAGCCGCUUCACUCGCCAACUCACACACAGGUGAGGGAGAAUGGUGUGUGUGGUGUGUGUGGUGCGUGUGGUGUGCAUGGUGCGUGUGGUGUGUGGUGUAUGUAUGGUGCGUGUGGUGUGUGGUGUAUGUAUGGUGCGUGUGGUGUGUGGUGUAUCAUUUGGCCUUCGGAGCAGCAUUUGGCCUUCGGAGCAGCAUUUGGCCUUCGGAGCAGCAUUUGGCCUUCGGAGCAGCAUUUGGCCUUCGGAGCAGCAUUUGGCCUUCGGAGCAGCAUUUGGCCUUCGGAGCAGCGUUUGGCCUUCGGAGCAGCGUUUGGCCUUCGGAGCAGCGUUUGGCCUUCGGAGCAGCGUUUGGCCUUCGGAGCAGCGUUUGGCCUUCGGAGCAGCGUUUGGCCUUCGGAGCAGCGUUUGGCCUUCGGAGCAGCGUUUGGCCUUCGGAGCAGCGUUUGGCCUUUGGAGCAGCAAUCCUGUGCCCAGAAGACAUUGAACCCUAUGCCUCUAGCUAGCUCCAUCGCCUUCCUUUCUUCUCCCCUCUGUUUAACCUUCAUACCAAUCAAUUUGUCUUUCCGUGACUUCACCUUGCCAGGUAUCAGAGCAUCUGUCGUUCGGAGCGGCACUCCUGUGCCCGGAAGACAUCACCUCCCGCCCAGCCUCAAACUCCCUUCACUCAUCUCACGUCGCUCUCCCCUUCUGCUGUGUCUGCCACUCACCAACCUCGCCUCCCACAGGUAUCAGAGCAUCUGUCGUUCGGAGCAGCACUGCUGUGCCCAGAAGACAUCACCUCCGCGCACCAAAGGCUGGUCCGUCCUCCCCUCUCUUUUCCCCACUCUUUUCCCCACUCUUUUCCCCACUCUUUUCCCCACUCUUUUCCCCACUCUUUUCCCCUCUCGCUCUAUACACCCUUUCCCACUCUUUCUAUGCGCCCCUCACCUCGCCCGUCUCUCAUUUUGCCCGUCUCCCUCAUUCACUACCCUAUCCUCCCCUGUGAUAUGCUGCUCCUUCCUUCCUCUUCCAUUGGGCCCACUUGCUUCUGCACGAGAAGCUACGACAGCAGUGUUGGACCUGCAGCGAGCCACAGAGAAGCUCAACUGGGCGGUGGACGUGGAUGGCACAUAUAGCCUCGUCCUCCCCUCACAUGGUCUUCAUGACCCCUCCCUCCCUUUCUCCCUCCACCAUCCCACAUCAGGGCACGACAGCAGUGGCACGACAGCAGUGUUGGACCUGCAGCGAGCCACAGAGAAGCUCAACUGGGCGGUGGACGUGGAUGGCAUGAACCGGGCGGCAAGAGACGCUGGGGUGAUGGUGGUGCACCACCCAAUCAGGCACCACGACGGGCAUGACUUGAGGCGGAAGCUCCCAGUGGCAGUGGGGAUUCUGCACCGCCUGCUGCGCCGGGGCCUGCAUGUGCUGGUGACGGACACAGAUGGGGUGGACAGGGCGCCAGCAGUGGUGUGUGCGUAUCUGCACUGGGUGCUCGCCAUCCCCUUGCCCCAGGCUCUUCACUUCGUGUGUGACGUCCGCCCCUGCCAGCCCAACCGUGCGGUUCUGGGAGUUAAGCUGUGGUGGCUGCAUGUGUUGGUGACGGACACAAAUGGGGUGGACAGGGCGCCCGCAGUGGGGUGUGCGUAUCUGCACUGGUGUUGGCUGCAUUUGCUGGUGGCAGACAGCCCAUCCCAUUCGCCCACCGAUCCUCCCACCCAUCCUCCCACCCAUCCUCCCACCCAUUCUCAGGGCGGCACUGACAGCAGCGACAUGGGAUGGGAUCUGGUGGCCACGACUUCUCCUUGCCCUCUUCCCUCUCCCUACUCAACCCCUCCCGUCCCUCCCAUUCCAUCGUCCCACCCAUCCUCCCACACGUCCCUUCCAUCUUAUCUUAAUUUCAGGGCGGCACUGGCAGCAGCAACAUGGGAUUUGGUGGCCAUGCUGCGGCGUGGGGGCGGCACUGGCAGCAGCAACAUGGGAUUUGGUGGCCAUGCUGCGGCGUGGGGUGAGGCACACAGGGCCUGCCACUCAUUCGGUGCAGAUCGCAUGGAACCAUGGGGGGCGCGAGGUGCUUCUGGUGGGGGAGCUCUCGGGCGGGUGGAAAAACCCAGUGGCGGCCACUCCAGUUGGGGGUUCCAAGUUUGUUCUCGCGCUCAGGCUGCCCCUCGGAUCGUGAGUCUCUGCUUCUCUCUCUCCUCUUCCGCCACGCCUGUGUGGUGCCGAAAGGUCUGCCUUUUACCAGUCAGUCACCUGCUCAAAGUCUAUUCUCUUCUCUCGCUCACACUGCCCCUCGGCACUGGCAGCAUGCAGCAGCAGACCUGCUUCCUCUCACUCUCUCUCUCUCUCUCUCUCUCUCUCUCUCUCUCUCUCUCUCUCUCUCUCUCUCUCUCUCUCUCUCUCUCUCUGCACGGCACUCCUUUGUGCAUCACCUUCCUCUCACCUUCUUCUCACUUCCUCUCCUGGUGCAGUUAUUGCUACGAGUUCAUAGUGGACGGGCACUGGCGCCAUGCAGCAGACCUGCUUCCUCCACUCCCUCUCUUGAUUUGCGCUUCUUUCAUGUGCCCGCACUCUUUUUCGCACUCUCUGCCCGACUCUCAUACCUCCCUCCCCCCCUCUUGUAGCUACCGCUACAAGUUCAUAGUGGACGGGCACUGGCGCCAUGCAGCGGACCUGCCCACGGAGGUGGACGAGUGGGGCAACACCAACAACGUGCUGCACGUGGGGUCGCUGGCUCGCCACAACAAUGUAAGAGAUCUGCCCACGGAGGUGGACGACUGGGCCAACACCAACAACAUGCUGCACGUGGGGUCGCUGGCUCGACACAACAAUGUAAGAGAUCUGCCCACGGAGGUGGACGAGUGGGGCAACACCAACAACGUGCUGCACGUGGGGUCCCUGGCUUGCCACACCAAUGAUGCGGUGAGGGAGAGGGUGAUAGAGCGCCCUCUCACGGACCUCGAGAGGCGAAUGGUCACCUUCGCUUCGCAGCGCGUUGCUUUUUCCGUCUCACCCAUCACCUUCACGCCCAAGCUCAGACCAGCUCGCUCUUGA